Messenger RNA from Rhododendron vialii, 468 nucleotides. RefSeq lists its product as uncharacterized. The coding region runs from base 1 to 468 and encodes 155 amino acids. The transcript has a single exon. NCBI's taxonomy places the organism in Eukaryota, Viridiplantae, Streptophyta, Magnoliopsida, Ericales, Ericaceae. The record is from RefSeq and is a predicted model, not a curated record.
AUGGCCCGUUUUCUGUUGCCUAAGAAACUCUGUGAUAAGCUGGAUAGUCUUGUUAGAAAUUUCUGGUGGAAAGGAAAUCCUGAAGAAAAAGACAAUUGUUGGAUUGCAUGGGAGAGUCUGACUUGUUCAAAGGAGGAAGGAGGAAUGGGCUUUCGCAAUUUCAGAGCUUUUAAUGAAGCAAUACUAGCCAAACAAGGAUGGCGGUUGAUUAUGAAUCCACAAUCUUAUUGGGCAAAAUUGCUAAAGGGUAUCUACUUCCCAAACUCAUCUUUCCUACAAGCUGCUAGAGGAUGUCAUGCUUCGUGGGUGUGGCUUAGCCUGCUCCAUGGAAGGGUUCUUCUGGAGAAAGGGCUGAGAUGGCAGGCCCAGGAUAGGGCCUCUAUUAACUUUUGGGAAGAUGGCUGGAUUCCAACGCUGGAGGGUUUCAAAGUGCAAUUAGUUAGGCCCCAUAAUUCUGACAUUCAAUAG